Macadamia integrifolia is the source of this 920-nucleotide messenger RNA. RefSeq lists its product as uncharacterized. The transcript is spliced from 3 exons. The record is from RefSeq and is a predicted model, not a curated record. Lineage: Eukaryota; Viridiplantae; Streptophyta; Magnoliopsida; Proteales; Proteaceae. Bases 14 to 754 code for a protein of 246 amino acids.
UUCCUCGUGAAAGAUGAAGGUUCCUUCCAAGUUGGCGAUGACCUGCAAUACCAUCGAGUUUGAGGUUGCUGAGAUCUUGCUCCGACUUCCACAGUUGAUAGAUCAAGACAGAGAUGUUCGUGAUUCUCACAUUCCAUUAUCACGGUGUGGUAAAAGAAAACGAUCUGCAAUCGUUUUACCUCCUUCUAAUCAUCCUUCAUCUUCGACUCGACCUCUGGUUCCUCAUUCCUGCAACUCCAGAUCUAGAAAGAAGAUGACGAAGCAGGAUUUGCUUGAAUUCAUACAGCAAUCGACACAAAAUAUAAGAACACUGAAAAAGGAUACACCAAAGACGACGAAUCGCUAUGAAAUAUUGAAACAUACAAAUUGGAUGUUAAAUCAAAUGAAAAUAGAGACUUUGAAUUCCAUUCGAAAACCAAUCACGGGUCCUGCAUUGGAAGAAUUACCCUCUCAAGCUCCACCUGAAGGAGAAAAAGACGAAGAAGAAGUCUCCGUCGUCGGUGUCGGCGUCGGCGUCGGCGUCGACGUCAGCGUCAGCGUCUGGGUUGUUGAGCAGUCCAAGGUGGAAGUGGGGCGUUUUACAUCUGGGUCUGAAACCUCGGUGAGUUGCAUUACUUCUAAAGAAACAAACGAACUGAAGCGGCCGGUGAAUGUGCCUGACCUUCCAGAUCUCAACGUAUUGACUCCGUCGUGUUUCAGUAUGAAUUAUUUAAAUAAACUAAAGGGUGAUUUACAAGGAAACCAUGGCCGCUGAGAGAAGAAAAUCAAGGGUUGAAAUCUACAGAAAGAAAAGAUUAUUGGCCUCUGUAAAACUAUGUACUUGCAGAGAUGAUGAUCAUAGCUGAUUUCUUCUUCCAAAUUUUUUGUAUACGACAUUAGUUGACCAUUGAGAUUAUAAUUUCUCUUUUUUAAAAUUUUUA